AUGGAAAAUGUGUGUAAGGACCGAGGGGACAGUGAUUUGAUAAGUAUAGAUAAUAUAAUCACUAAGUAUGAUCAGUAUAAUAACGGUACAGUAAGAAAUGAAGAAUUGAGAAGAGACAUAGAAAGAUUUAUGUUUCAGUAUAAUUGCCUAGAUGAAUGUGAAAAGAAAUUAAUUGAUAUAAUUAAAAGUUGUGAAAAUUAUGAAUGUAAAAAAUUUCAAGGAUAUUACUUAUUUAUAACAAACAUAAUAAAAGAAAUAUGUCACACUGAAUUGAUUCCAAUAAUAUACAACGAAAUAUUAGAAGAGAGAAAUGCAAAAAAUGAAACUUUUUAUCUUAGUAGGUAUCACUAUAUUAUAACAGAGAAUCAAGAAGAAACUGAAGAAAGUUAUAAAAUAAUAUGUGAAAGGGUUUAUAAAAAGUAUAUAUUAGUGUUUAUUAAAUUAUUAUAUUAUUCAUCCAAUCUGUCAACACAUUUACUUAGUAACUUAAUAAGUUCUUUGUCUUGUAUGUGCAUAUUAAUAUCUAAAUAUGACACUUUUAACGAACCAAAUGAGAAUUUUUCAGAGCUAAUAUAUAGAAUAUUUUGGAAUUAUUUUUCCAAAAGUUUUGAAUUCGAUAAUGAAAAUUAUCUUUCCUUAAACGAUGAUGAUGAUGAAGAUGACACAUCAUCUUCCUUCUAUAGUGAAUUGUUAAAUGAUCAUAAUGCCAUAACAUUGGAAAAUAUUAACAAUAUUUUUAAUGAAAAAAAAAAAAGGAACUCCACGAAUGAAUCUGAAUCUAUUACUUCAGAAAGGGAGAAUGAGAACAAUUCUCAAAAAAAAAAAAAAAGGAAAGAAAAAAAGAUUCAAGAAAAAACGAAAGAUGACAAAACUGAAUUUUGUGUUAAUACGAAAGAGUUCGAAAAUUACAAGAAAACGGAUGAACCUUUUUUUGGAAGACAUAUAGUGAAUAGAAGUGAUAUAAAUGGUAUGGGAAAGCUUCACGGCGAUACUCAAAAUGAUGCUUGUGAUAUUGUUGAAAACAGGAACAUCACUGAAGAAAUUAACAACGUUCGUGGAGGACAUGAUAAUAAUCGUGUAGAAAGUUACUAUUUAGCUGAAAUCGAUAAUAAUUGUGAAAGUGAAAAUUUUGAUGAAAAUCAAGCUAAUACUAACAUGGAACUAAUUGAAAAUAACAGCAACGUGAAUAAGCGACGACAUGCAUAUUAUGGUAAUAAGGAAAAAAAAAAAAAAAUAAAAAAAGAAAGUAAGGGUGAAGAAUUAUCCAACAAUUUUUCCAUUUUUACUAAUGAGGAAUAUACAGAACGUAAUGAAGAUAAAGAAACUACUAGAAAAGACGGUGUUAACAUAAGCAUUAAUAACACACAGGAAUUUACAACCGAACAAGAUAUGUAUGAACUGAUGGAGGACGACAAGGUGUGCAUUGAUGCUGUUCCUUCCACGUGUCCCUCUCUUUAUUUAGGGGAUGAGAAAUUGGAGGAAGUUUAUGAAGGAAAAGUUGAGCUAGCAGAAAAUGACUGUUUGGGUGGAAGUGGAAUUGGAAAUGAUGGAAGUGGCAUUGGAAAUGAUGGAAAUGGUAUUGGAAAUGAUGGAAAUGGAAUUGGAAAUGAUGGAAAUGGUAUUGGAAAUGAUGGAAAUGGUAUUGGAAGUGGCACCGUAAGCUUCCAAUCAAAUGGACACAUGAAUGAAUUUUCGAAGGAAUAUCCAGAGGAACAUCCAAAUGAGCGCACACUUGAAGAGGACAUGGAGCGAAGGAGCUCUUUCCCCGUAAAACAAGAUCUGGAGAAUGAAAACAUCAUGUUUGUGAAUAUUAUUUUGAAUGUUUAUAUGAACAUGUAUAAUAUCAGAAAUGUGCAAAACUUCUUGUUUUACCACGAUAACCAAGUGUCUUAUAAUGAAUUCCUACUAUACAACGUUGAAAUUGUGGUUGAUCAGAUGAAAAGUAUGAUAAAUAAGAUAAAAAAUAAUCUAAGUGAAUCCAUAAUUUAUUUUCUGAAACUAAAAUUUUUAAUUCUUCUGUUUCUGACUAAGUUAGCAAAGAGAAAUUCAAAAGACUCCAAGGCAGGUAAAUAUUCCAAAAAAGAAGAUAACUGGGAUCAACCCGUUCCAAGAGGAGAAAAAAAGUAUACUAAUAUUGAAAGUGAUAUAAUCGGCAGAAAAGAUUAUGGAAAUGAUCAGAGCAACUACCACCCCUACUACAGUGGUGGUAAUUGGAACCAUAAUAGUAACAUCAACACGGACGAGCUUCAAAACAAUUUUCCAAAUAACCAUGAAUUGGAUUUAUUUCGGUUACUAAGAAAGAAAGAAUCACUUGAUGACAAUAAACUAAAAUUGGAUAAUAUAAAUAACAGUAGCAUGUUAUUGUGUACUGUAGAUACAUCCUCUGCAAGGGAUAAUUGCGAAGGAGGUGGUAGUGUCAGUGGAAGUAUCAGCGGUAGUAUCAACGGUAGCAUCAGCAGUAGUAUUGCAGGUUAUGAUUUCACCGUUAAUCAAACUCUCCAGGAGAAUAUAAUAAAUAAUAAUGGUUAUAACUUAUAUCCAAACACAUACAAUAUAAUAUACAAUGGAGGUACUAAUAGUAUUCCAUUUGCUAGUAAUAAUAUAAAUGAUAUUUGCAACAAUGUAACGAAUAGUUGUGAGCAUUUAAGUGUGGAUUACAAUUAUAACAUGUCAAAUAAAAACCAAGGAAAUGAAUGUGUCGAGAUAAACAAUGAACAUAGUACUGUUAGUCUUGCACCUGUGAACCCCAGUUCAGAUGAUUUAAUAAAUAUAAGUAAAUAUAAUACCACUACAAAUGAUAUUCAAGAUGGAACCAUAAGUAUCAGUAAAGAUGUCGUUACUUUAAGCGACGAUCAAGGUGUCCACAUAAAUGAUGACAUAUAUAGUAAUAUAAACCCAUCAUAUUGUAAUGUAGAUAAUAGUGAAGGUGUAUAUACUACCUUUAACGACAGUGCCAACAGCGGAUACUAUUUUCCAAACAAUGAACAAACUUUUCUUGAUUCGAAUCAAAGCUUAAGUAAUAUAGACAAUGAUCAAAUUAGUAACUACUACAGUAGUCCAAUCAGCUUUAGUAAUAAUGAUUCGUGUACAGGUAUUAAUGAUAUAUUUAUAAACAAUAUGAAAAACAAUAUGUUUGCAUAUGGAAUGAAUACCAACGCUUUAAAUUGUAACGGUUGUAGCAGUGGUGGUAGUAAUAUUAACAACUUUGGUUAUGCAAAUAUGAAUAGCAAUAACCUUGGUAAUAUGUACCACUGUGAUGGUAACAAUUACGCCUUUUUACUUAAGAAUAAAGAGGAUAUUGCUUCAGAAACGUGGAAUAACUUUCAUGAGGAAGCUUAUAGAGAAGAAUUUGAAGAAGACGGAGAAGAAGAUGGUGUAGGAAGAAAAAAACAAAAUAAAAACAAAAUGAAAAUGAAUGUAAAAGUGAAAGGGGAAUAUGAACUAGAGAUGGGAGAUAUUAUUUUAAAUCGUGAUUUUAUGAAGAAUAAUUUAAAAAAGAGUAAUUUCGAAGUUAUAAGAGAUAUGAUAAAUAAUUUAUACAAUAAUAGCUUUUUAGAAAUUUUAGAUAUUUUAUUAAAAUGUGUAGAAAUAGAUUUCAAAGAUGACAAUGUUAUAAUUAUUAACAAAAUUUUUUCAUGUAUGUUGAAAAGUACAAGAUACUGCAACGAAUUUAAUAAGUACAAAAUAUAUGUCUAUAUUUUAAGCAAAAUUGACAAACUUAUAAAGAGUAAAAGAUAUGAAGAGAACAAUUCUACGUUAAAUAAUUACAAUUGCUACUUUUUAUUAAAUUUAAUUUUUAAUUUGUUUAAAAUGAAUAAGAGGAGGAAGAGAAGAAACAUAUGGUAUAUGCUAUUCGAAAUACAUGUAAGUAAAAUUAAAAGAAAGACAAGUAUGAAAAUGAGUUCCUCCAAAGUUGACGAACAUCAUUUUGACCUGCCCCAGCAGCAACAGCAACAUCAUAAUCAUUAUCAUCUGAUUGGUGCGAAUGAUUAUAUGAAAAAAAACAAUAGCAAGAACAAUGAAUUGGCUGCAAAAAUGCUGCUAUCAUCAUUGAUAAGAAGUAACGAGAAGAACAAACAUAUGAAAUGGGAUCAAAUGAAAAGUUCAAAUGCAGUUGUAUCAGAAAAUGAAAAUGAUUUGAUGACUUUAUGUGAGGGUAAAAAAUUUUUAAUAAAUAAUAUAAUUAAUUUUUUAUUAGAGUGUUGUAUUAGCAAAGGUUGUAUUAUUAGAUACAUGAGUUUGAGAAUAUUUUAUAUGAUGACUAUUUUAUUAAUCGAAUUUAUUAAACAUAGAUCCUUAAGUUAUGAAGAAAAGGUGUUAAAAAAUUACAUAAUGAAAUCUAUAUAUCAGAAUUUUUUCCUUUGCAUAUUUAACAUUUUAAAAGAACCAGAAACGAAUAUUUAUAUAUAUCUGAAGUUUAGAAAUUUAUGUGUAAGUUUGUUAUUUAUUUGCUCCAAAAUCUUGUCACCUUCCUUUUUAAACGAAUUUUAUGAUAAAGUCAUUUUAUACAACCUCUGCUACAUUGACUGCUUUUACAAAAGCAAGGAAAUUUUUUCGCACAGUGAUACAAAUGGCCCAGGUUAUGAUGAUAUCAUGUUAAGGAAUAUUCAAUCUAUGUUUUUAAAUAACUCAAAGGACCUCUACGUAUUUGCAUUCUUAGUUUUGUUCAAAAACUGUAGAAAUGCAGCAAACUAUAAAAUUGUGAGUACUAUUUUGAACAUAUCCUCUGAGGAGGUUAGGGCCAUAAUGGGGAGUUUAUUUAUGCACACAGGGACGGGGGAUAGCCAGGAGAGUCAGGAAAACAAGAUUGUUGGGUCUGGCAGAAGUGGAGGAGGAUUUGGAGUGGGGGUUAGUGAUGACAUAAUUGCGUUGUCAGUAGAACCUCCAUCAGAACGGCCGCUCGAACGGCCACUCAAAGCGUCAACUGAAGCUUCAGCUGAACAGCCAACCCAUGUGACAAAUGGUAGGUCUUCUCCUAGCAGGGCACACAAUAGUAGCGUCCCCCUCGUAGAUGCAAAGGAAUCUGUCAGUUUAAAGAAAAAAAAAGAAAACAAUAAAGCAGAACAGUUUCGAGUAAAAAAUAUAAACAUGAACGAUUUUCUUAGCAAUGAUAUUCAAGUGAAACUAAGAAUAAAAGAGCAAAAUGAAGAAGAAAUGAAAGAAAUAGUAUAUAAAAAUUUGUAUUUUAUAAAUAUAUUUUUUUUUUCUGAACUUAAAAAAAAAGGAAUAUACGAUAAUAGUUUUAUUUACUACACUUUCAAUUGUAUAUAUUGUUUUUUGAACAUAUACAUUAACCGAUUUACCUUUUGUUUCUACUUUAUCAAAAAUGAACACAGUUACCUGAAUAACUAUUUUAACGUAGAUUUUUCAACUAAGAAUGAUAAUAGCAGUAAUAGUAACAAUAAUAAUGACGUUGAUGAAACAAGUGAAAUGAAAGAUCAAAAAAAUAUAGAAGAAUUUAUAGUGGAAAUGCUAACACUAUUUAAAUAUUUUUUACAAAUUAUUUCGGUCAUUGAAGAGAACUUAAUUAGUGUAAAUAUCGAAACAUUAUUAAAGAAAAAAACGCGAGGAAAUAAUGAAUUGAGAAAUUUAAAAAAUUUAAAAAAAUUAACCAUUUUAGAAUUAGAUAAAUUUUAUUUCAUUUUUGUAAAUUUAUUAAAAGUUCUUCUAUUACUGACUAGGAUAAAUGAUUACUGCACAAACCAUUUUGAAUAUUUCUUUUUCAAAUUGAUACAGUUAUUAGACAAUGAAUUAAUUGGGAUUACGACCAAGAAACAUAUUUUAAAAUUUUUAAAAUACUUCUCCUACAAAAAAAAGUUCAAAGAUACUAUUAUUAGCAGAAUAAAUCAUUUUCAUUCAAAGUUAAAAAGUAGAAGGAAAAAAAUAUCUGAUGUGUUUGCAAAAAAAGAAUAUAUAAGACAAGAGCUUUAUUUUGCGUCAUUCGGAAAAUGUGACAACCUUGGUGCUAGUACCACAAUCAGUGUUGAUGAGAAUAAAGGGAAUGAAAAUGUAUAUUUGCAGAAGAGUCAAAACCAACACGCUGAUGUUAAUUGUAUCAAAGUAGAACAUGGUGAGAAUGUUGUGCAUAGGAAAGUAUCCAUUGCAAUACAUCCCCAGAUUGAGGGACAAACAGAAGUUCUUCCUCAAACAAAGGAAGCACCACCACCUGAAUCAGCAUUAUUAUUUCCAGGAGGUAAUAAAAACGAAAAAAAUAAAUCAAGCAGAAAGAGGUCAAAUAAUAGCAGCCGCAGAAGUAAAUCCAAUUCAAAGAAGGUGCAAAAUAGUAUGAACAAUGCAGAGGACAUACCUGCUAUUUCUCUGAAAACGGAAAAACAGGGCGAACCUGAUGUUAAAAAUAGUGGCAUAACAGAAGAGUGCAAAGAUGUAGACAGAUGUAAUUGUCAAAGUGACAGUCAGAGUAACAAACCAAAUGUUAAUAUGGGGAACAGAGGAGAAACGGAAAAAGUACAAACCAAGGGUUGCACAAAUAAAGAAGGAAUAAUUAAAGAUGAUAAGAAGGCAUCAGAAGCGAGCAAAUUGAUCCCUAUGAAUGUAAAUACAGAUGGUAAUCAUGUGAAGACGACUAAUAGUAGGAGCAAAAGGAGAAAAUGUAAUAACAUCAAAAGUGACGAAAAAAAUAUUGACAUUGAUACAAACCCAAAGCAAAUGAUGGAUGCAGAAAAAGAGAAGGAAGAGGAGAAAAGGGAUGAUACUAAAAAUUGCAAAGCAGAAAACGAAAUAAAAAUGGAGGAACAAGCAGAAAUUAAUAAUGCGGCUGAAAUCGUUAUAGAACCCGAACCUAGACGAAGUCGGUAUGGAAGGAAAAGUGGUGUUAAUACAAAAGAGAAAAAUUUUAGUCACUUAAUUGAAGAAGAACAUGAACAGCAAAGGAACAAUAGACGAAUGAGCAGACGUAAGGCUGCUGCAAGUUCAGGUGAUAGGAAAGGGCGAAGUGGAACCAAAAAAAAAGAGGAAAACAAAGGGGGAGAUCUGGGUACAGUUCUACCUUCCAAUGAUUUACAAAAAGACCCUCCCUGCAUAGCACCAAGUGGAGAUCAGAACCAAUUGGCAUGUGACAAAAAUGAUAAUAAUAAUGAUAAUAAUAAUGAUAAUAAUAAUAGUAAUAAUAAUAAUAAUAAUAGUAAUAGUAAUAAUAAUAGUAAUAGUAAUAAUAAUAGUAAUAGUAAUAAUAAUAGUAAUAGUAAUAGUAAUAAUAACAAAGAGCAAACGAACAUUAUGGUAGUAGAAGGUAACUUUCCUGAAGAAGGCGUUGGUGAGGUAAAAAAAAGAGGCGAUAUUUUACCUGAUGGCAUAAGUUGUAGCACAGUAAAUAAAGCAAAGGAAGGAGGAGAACAAAAUUUUGAACGUAUAAAUGAGAAGAAUAUGAGCUUAAAAAUUGUUUUAAACUGUAAUAGUAGUUUAAUAGCUGAGAUGGAUAGGUUAAAUCAUUAUAAGAAGUAUAGCAAUUUAAGCAACUAUAAAGAGUAUAAAAUGGAAAAAUGUUUUUAUGAAAAUAUAGAAUUAUUUCUUUUAAGUAUAUUUAUUUUUGAAAGAAGCAUAAAAUUAAAUAGCACAGAUGUGUUUUUAGAAAAUUUUGAUAAAAUAAGUGAAUUAAUUGAUUUUUGCAAAACUAAUCACAUCGAUAGAGGGGUAGAAAAAAUAUUAAAUAAUUUAUUUUAUUAUUUAAGUGAAAUUAAAAAUAGCAAAAAAUAUGUACACAGUAUGAUAAAAUUAAUUAGCAAUUCGUUUCUGCAUAUACCAAUAUACAAAAUCUCGGAAUUUUGCUUUAUUUUUAUUUCUUUUUGUUGCCUCUUUAAAAAUUCAAAGAAAAAACACAUUAACAAAAUAAUCAUUCAGAAUUUUAUUGUCAUCUGUCUGACCUAUAUUGACACCUUGAAGAAGAGAAUUUACACCAGAAGAAGUCGUUUGUCGUUUAAGAGAUUCCAAAAUAAGCCAAAUGAAAAACCGGAGCAAAAAAUUAAGGAAUAUGAAAACAAUAACAAGAAAUUUAAGAUUCAUCCUCGCGAAAAUGGUAUACAAAAAACUAUAAAUGAAAUGGAGAUCAAAGUAGAUCAUACUGUGAUCGGAGGUACAAACCAGGGUGUCCAAAUGAAUUAUGCAGAUGAUGCAACAAAAAGGACUAACACGACUAAUGAGACUAGCACACAAAAGAACGAAACUGAUUUAACGAAUCUAACAAACCCAAUCGCUGUAGCAGAAAAGGAACAGCUGAUGAAGGAUGAGACAAAUAAAAGAUCGAGAAGCAAAAAAAACAGUAGUAGAAGUGGAGUUAGUAGAAGUUCCAGGUCGAAAAGGAACGCCAAGAAAGAGGAAGAAACGAUAGGUCAGGAGAUAACAUCGAAAGAGGUAUCUAUGAAAGAGGAAGCCACAAAAGAGGUAGCCACAAAAGAGGUAGCCACAAAAUGGGGUAUAAAACAAAAAAUGAACGCACAGGAUGCAAGUGUAAAACCAACAAACAACUGUUAUGACAACAAUUUAAGAAAUGUUAGAAGAAACAAUUUGGAUUACAGGAUCCCAGGUUCUAGAAUCGGUGGUGCACUUUUCAAUGACUAUUUCCAGCCACGAGAAGCAUUGCUUUUUCAGCAUAGCAAAAGCGAAGAGAAAGAAAUAACAGAUAAGUUGCUUUUGAAUUUAAUUAACCUGUACAUAAAUUUUAUGUGUUCUUUUAAUUUUUACUAUCUAACAUUUUAUGAAGAUAACUAUAUCAUUUUGAAGAAUAUUUUGUUUCUAGGUAUAAAUAAAGUAUUGCAAAAAAGGGCUAAUAAAAAAUUGACAAGCUUUAUUUUGUCAUUUAUUUACAUUUUAAUGUGUCUUUUGCUAAAAGUAAAGAUGAAAGAGGAGUUUAUAUUAACGCUGAGUAGAGAUAAGGUAAACGAACAAAGAGAAAAAGGGAACGAAAGAAGAGAAAUGUGCAGAAAAAUGGAACAUUUGAAUGUGAAAAGUAAAAGUGGUGAUAAUAAAUUAAGUGAUUUAAGGGAAGAGGGAGGGAUAGAUCAACGAGAAAAUAAUGGUGACAAAAGGUUUGUAGUAAAAUAUUUAAUUAACCUUAUAGACGAAAAUAUGUAUAAAAAUAUAAAUCAAAACAAGAAAUAUAAAUUGAGGAAAAAUAUAAAAAAAGUGUUAUGUUCAAAAGGUAGUGAAAUUUUGGAGAAUUACAAUUAUUUUCCAAAAAAAUGUUUUUAUAAGAAUAAAAUGGAUAUACAUAUAGAAAAAAUUUUCCUUGUGAAUAAAAAGAAAAAAUUAGUUAUAACAAGUUCAUUAAAUUUGAAAGAAAAUUUAAAAAAGUUAAACACUAUUUGUAGUAAUUUUUCGUAUAAAUUUAUAUACACCCUUUUAUCCGAGCCCUUAUCAUAUGAAAAAAGCAAUGGAUGGCUAAUAAGUCGUGUUUUUAAAAAAGAUAUGAAAAAAGAUACCAAUUAUGCGAAAUAUAACUUUUUGGAUUACAUUAUAUAUUCAUGUUUUUAUACAAUUUUUUGUAAAGUAAAAUUGAUUAAAAUGAUAAAGACACAUUAUAAGAAGGUCGUGUCGGAUACACAACGAAAUAGCACAUGUUUUUCAGAGAAUAUAAAAAUGAAAUCGUAUAUAUAUAACCAGAAAAAGUAUUCUACAUUACAAUUUUAUUUAUCUGUUGAAAUUCUUAACAUAAUAUUUAACAAUUUAAAAUUUCUUCCAUUUAAUUCGAUAAAGUUAAUUAUAGAUAUAUUUUUAAAUAGAUCUUUUGCAACCUUAUGGAUAGAUGGAAACAAGGAAAAUAUAAUAAAUAAAUUCCAAAGAUUAUUUUACAAUUUCUUUUCGGACGUUUUUUAUAUACAAUCCGAGAAACUUAUUAAUUUACCUCAUUUUCUUUAUCAAUACCAGAAAAGUAUUUUUCUUUUAAAUUUAGUCAUAAAUUCCCUUGUGUGUACGAAGAAAAAAUCCUUCGACAAUUACCUCAUUUUAGAUAUUUUGAAGCACUGUUUUCCAAGGUCUGAUUUUGACAACUAUAACGGUUCUUCCGAUAAGAAGAAUGAAGAUAAACGGGUGAUUGAACGUUCCCACAGGAUGUUACGCAGCAAGAAGGUAAAUAUUGUUAAUUAA
Messenger RNA from Plasmodium gonderi, 10098 nucleotides. RefSeq lists its product as hypothetical. Lineage: Eukaryota; Apicomplexa; Aconoidasida; Haemosporida; Plasmodiidae. The record is from RefSeq and is a predicted model, not a curated record. The coding region runs from base 1 to 10098 and encodes 3365 amino acids. The transcript has a single exon.